AUGUUCCUCGGCUCCCAGCCGGCAUCGGUCAUCUACCGGAAUCACAUGUUCCUCGGCUCCCAGCCGGCAUCGGUCAUCUACCGGAAUUCUGACUUUCAUCGGUGCACCGGUAACAACUUUCAUGAAACAUGCAGCGGCGGGGGACGAUCGUGCCACCCUACGUACGAUACUUUAGCGCGCUAACCACUAGGCCACGACCGCCCCGCUGUCCGACAGCAUGUCAGCGCAACAUAAUGCUGGCCUGGCAGUUUCACUCAAGGCGUCUUCAAUUUCUCAGUGGUCAUGACUGAAAAUUUGAAGUCAAACAGAUAUUUCAAGUUUUUCAAAAAUCUUCUAUCUAUUGUUGAAACUGCAUAGAUUUUGUAUGCACUAAGAAUAACUGACGAGAUAAACGCGAGCUCGGUGGCGGUACAUUGACGAACUCGCAAAAAUGUCGCUUUUUUCUAGGCGCGAUCCCGCAUUUCUCUCGGCGCGACCUCGCAUUUUUCUCGGCGCCAUCUCGCAUUUAUCUUGCAUUUCGGAAAUUUUCAAAUUGCGAGAGAAAUGCGAGCUCGCGCCUAGAAAAAUGCGAGCUCGCGCCCAGACUAAUGCGAGACCGGCGCGAGAAAAAAAGCGAGAUGUUUGCGAGCUCGUCAAUGUACCGCCAGUGUCUCGCGUUUAUCUCGGCAGUUAUUCUUAGUGUGACUGAAAAUAACACUGAAAAAAAGCAGCUUUCUUACUUUUUAAAAAGUUAAAAAAAUUUUUUUAAACUCAGUUAUUUUUUUCGCAGCUGUUGAGACUGAAACUUGUAUGCCAAAAUUUUAAUCUGUUAAAAAAAAUUCUCUGGGUUAUUCAAGUCUCCAAUUUUUCUGCUUUUCAUUGCUGCUUUCAAUUCUGAAAUAGUAUAGCAUCAUUAUAACUUGAUUACUUUGUGAGAUCUUCUGAUGUUUUUUUUUUCCAUACCAAGAUGGUAAGGAUAGAUCUUUUUGUGUGCUCCUAUAACUAUACUUUUUUUCAGAAAAAAAUUUUUUUCUUGAACAAUUUUUUUACUCUUUGCGCAAUCUCAACAAUCCAAGAAGAAAACUUGUCGGGUCAAAAUAAUUCCAAGAAUAUCAAAACAAUUACAGGCUUCCCGAAAACUUCUUUUUCUUUUUCCACUCUCUGACGGCCGUUUCUAGGCAAUUUUACUUUUUGUGAUGUUAAUUAUUUACAUCAAUCAUUAAGCUUUUGCGAUUUGACUUCAACUUUGCUUUUCGAGAAUUCUCAGUUUCCAAUCGCUGUCGUCAGUUUCAACGUCUGCGUCGCACCCAUCCAGCACUGGCGCCAAUUCGAAUUUUUCAAAAAGUUUACUCAUGAGUAAAGAUUUUGCAAAGAGUUUUUAAUUUUUCUAAUUUUUUAACAGAAAGAAAAUUUUUAUUUUUUAUUAAAUUGACAUAUCUCAAUGUAUUUUUGGUUUGAAUUUUUGUAUAGACAGUUAAAUUUGCAAGCGAAACCUGUUGAAAAAAGGUUUCGUUUCGUUCUUAAUUUCUAAACAAUUUUUAAUUUUUUUUUUUCGGACGAUUUCUCAAUAUUCUCUUUUUUCAGAGGAUGGAAGUUCUCGUUCAAGGAACUGUCAACGCCCUUGGAUACUUAGAAGAUGGCAAGUACUACAGGGAACCGGAUUGUUAUGGUAACUUAAACAACAACAAAAAAGACAUGGAUUUAAUCUCAGAAACUAUGCGAGAUCUGAUCCGAUAUCUCCGAAGCGACACUCCAACUCUCACAGCCCGUGUCGAAUGUGGUCGUCAUAACGUCAUUUCGCAGGAUUUGAUUCCUAUCCUGAAAACUGACGACCUAACGUCGGAAAUGUUCGACGUUGCCGUUAGGUGUGACCACCAAUUUUCUGACCUCAAAAGCCAACUUAAGGCUUCUGGUGAACCUUUGUCAGCCCGCCAUUGCAAGUAUGCAAGGCAAAACUCCAGAGGACCGAGAGCAGUGGCAGCUUUAUUGGGCUCUUGAGGAAAAUCUCCUUCGAGCCAAAUCUGCCUUUGCCGAUCCAGAAUUCUUCCGAGUGUUGAAAGGAAAGUUGGAAACUUAUUUCCUAAAAACGGUCAGCUUUUAUCUUUCACUAAGAAUAUAUAUAAAUCUCCUUUCAGGAUUGGGAAGAUCGGGAAGAGGACUCCCGACUUCUGAUGGAGAGGAUAAUUCUCCUGAUACGCUUUGUUUUCUCCAUUCGCCCUACCGGAAACGACCUCAGAGUACUAUUUUUGAGAACUUUUUAGAGAUGAUUUAAAAAUUUCAGAGUUAUUUCGACACUUCUCACGACAAACUCGUUUCUGCUUUCCUUACUGCCGGCUUAGAUGAGGUGAACAUAAAGAAAGCAGAGAAAAAAUUAUAAUUGUUCAGGUUCUUAUUCAAAUCGCAUCGGAGCCAAAAGAAAAAGAGUUUCAUGUGGCCAUAGUCGAUAUAUUUGCAUUAUUAUUGAAAGAACAUGUAGGAAUUUUAACCAAUUUUUUGGAAACUUAGAAACUUUAGACGCCUGAGGAGUUGUUGACGACGAACGAAGAAGUGUUGGCGGCGGAAAGGAAAGCGGCAGAAGAAGAGCUGCGAGCCGCCCGCGAACGGGAAUCUGUGAAAGUAUUACAGCGUCGACAGUCGCUUUCUUCCCGACAUUCCAGGUUCAAAAUGACAUUUUCAUUAUCGUCAAAAGCUCUUUCAUCUUAGAUUUGGAGGUUCUUAUGUCGUUAAGGGAAUGCAGUCAUUGUCGUCGAAGUCCGAAAUGAUAGUGUUGAAGUGAGUUUUCUGCCCCGCGUAGGAAGCAUGUUUUCCUGAAGAAAUGUCUUUGAUCCAUCAAAAAUUCAUUUUUUGAAGGUUGAUGAUCUCUCAAUAAGUUUCUUGUUUGAAGAUGUUUUUCUAUCGAUGUUCCCUCAUCAAAAAACUUUCGAAGUAUUUUGUUACCUCAUUAUUUUCUAAUCUUAGGCCGGUCCAGGCAGUCAGCGACUUGAAGUUUCUUGACGAGCGUAAAAAGAAGAAAAGAAUUGCGAAGAAUCGAAGGUUUCGUUUUUCUUUAUUUUCCCCAUAAAUGUUCUUUUCAGACCAUUCGAAAUCGAUCAAAACACCCACGAAACAACUACAGAGCUGCGCCGGUUGCUCAGUCAAAUGGUCGAGAGAAUUAUGGAGAAAUGUUUCCUGCGAAUCAUGAAAUCGGCCAAGCAAAUGGUCUUCGAAAUCCGAGCAGCUGGGCACAGAAAUUCGGAGAUCAACUAUUUCUUUUUGAUGAAAUUUGUUCUCCGCUUCUGUCGCCUUUCUGGAAAAUCUCUGCAAAAGGUUUUUGGUGGUUCCAUUUUCUUUCAGGAAGAAUGAAUAAUGAUUUUAAAAAAUUUUCUGAGAAACAUCAGGCAAUGAUUUAUUAUAUUUAGAAAAAGGAAAUGUUCGAAUGAUUAUGUUUGAGGUGAACUGCUGCAUUGGAGUUGAAGCUUUUCACGAAGUCCAGCUCAAACUCGACAACUAUUUGGAGAGCACGAGCGUUUUGAAAGGCAACGAGGCCAAGUCGAUGGGGCUCAAGGCCCAAUACGCCCUCUCCGCCUUCAACGAACUCAUUUUACUGUUCGUCUCCUUUUCUGCUCAUGAAUAUUUCAUCACAACGAUUCCAGACACCAAUACGCCGCUGAUAAAGGAAACGAGGAAGAGAAAAACGACGGCAAAGGUGCGAUCCAACACAUUCUCCGAGUGGAGGAAUACCGCGAACUGUCUCCUUUGCUCUUUUCGAAGUUCUCUGUAAGUUCCCAUCUUUCUGCUCACCAAAGAGAAACUUCCAGCCUGGCGUUUUGUCGAAAAACUUCCUCCGAGAACUCAUCACGACUACCCACAACUACCUGCGUCUCCUAGAGAAGUCCUCGAAAAAAGGAGAUUUGAAAAGUGUGACGAAAAGGACGAAAAUCAGAAAGCCGAAAACCAAAAGUAAAGUUUUCAGCCCAAGUUCAACGAUAAUUUGAUUUGGUUCAGAAAGAAACGCAGGCUCUCAAGCUGGGAUCGACACUAUGAAACAGACGGAGCUGGACGAGCUCUGGAAGUCGAUCGAAAAGGAGUUGCAGGGUGUUUUGACGGGAUUCGCCUUGGAAGAAGAAGUCACACCCUUGAAUGUGGUUCUGGACGUCGAAGAAAUUCAGCAUCAGUGGGAUUUUUCAAUGAUUAUAUUCUGAAUUCUGUAUAUUUUGUUUUUGAAUGAAAAAAAAAACGAUUCUGUCUUGAAAAAGGUCGGAUUCAGGCAGUUCGCCAUGCUUUCUGUGCAGCGAAGCAUCCGGUCGCAACUUCUGACCGACGCCUUGAAACUCUACCGAUCGGCCCGGAAAUGGUGGCCCGACCAAGGUGACGUUAGAAUGCAUUCAAAAGUUUACCAUAGUAUUGUUCUUUUUUUGAUAUUACUUUCAUUUUUUUCGAAGAAAAUGCGUCUGAAUUUCUAUUAUUUUUUUUUUCUAAGACUAUCUUCAACUGUUUUGAAAUUGAGACCUGCGAGCAGGUUUUUGGAAAUAUCCUUGCAUUUAAGGUUUUUGUGAUGAGUUUAUCAGAGUAUUCGAUUCUUCUUUUUUUGAAAGGUUAUCUAAUAAAAACUUCAUUAUUUCUUCCAGAAUUUUUCAACUUUUUUUCUUAGAUUCUUUUCACUGAUAUAUUUUCUUGGAACUGUGGCCAGCUUUGACUGAUGAAAUUCUCUUCCAGGACUUUUCGGAACAGAAGGAAUUCCGGUCGGAGAAGAACUCAAAGAACUGCGCGAGAUUUUCUUCGCAGACCUUUCUGAAGUUUUUCCCAAACAAAAAUCCUUAAUAUCCAAGUUUUUUCCAGGUUAUCGAAGGUUUGAAAAAAGCAGAGACCGAUGCUGGAGUGGAUCAAAAUGAAGAAGACGAAGAGAAAGAGAGUGACGUGGACGAAGAAGAUGAAGAAGACAAACCCGCUUAUAACGUUUCUGAGGUUUUUUCUUUUUUUCUUUUUGGAGUUUUUUUACCAAUUCCUUUUUCCAGAUUGCUUUCGAUUUCGACAAUUUCGUCGCAAAAUAUGCAAAAAGCGACGUCCUUCAAUGGUUGGCUUUUCUUCGUUUUUCAUUCCUUACAUUAUGAAUUUGAAGGUAUGUUUACGUUUUGGCCGAUUUCAAGAAAAACAGUGUCGAGCUGAACAAAGCCAUCGUCAAAAUGCUUCAUCGGAUCGCAUUUGAUUUGAAAAUGACCAGUCGAAUCUAUCAGGUUUUUAUUCAAAAAUCGAAAAUUUGAAAGAAAAAGGAUUGCAGUUAUCUCUGUUCCGGGUUUUCUCGCAAGUUGGAGAAUAUUUUUCCUGUUUGCCAAAGGAAGAGCACAAAAGUAGCCCCUUUUUCGAACUUCAUACUUUUGGAUUUCACGUUUUGAAAAAGUUUGUGUUUUUUUUUCAUUCUGCUAGGCAUAAUAACCAUUGAGCGGACGUAUUUUUUGUCGGCUUUCUUUCUUUAAUAAAAAUCUUUCCCUUAUAUAUAUCCAUUGGAUUGGAAAAGAAAAACUAAGACUGUACGCUUACAUAUUUCUGUGGUUAAAGUCUAGCAAAAAUCAGGAUAAUAUGAGGAAGGAAAUAAUCUUUAACUAACCAAAUUAUAAAUUUUGUCGUUUUCGUUCUCAAUUUUCUCACAAGGGAGAAAGUUUCAGUGUGAAGUUUCGGAAUUCCCAAUUCCUGGAAAUUUUAUUUUUUCUGAGCUUGUUCUGAACAACUGGCCGACAACUAGGAAGAUUAAUAAUUUUUUAUUCGUAAAAAUUGACGUUUUUUAAGAUUUUUCACUGCCUAUUCGACUCUACAAGACAAGCUGGUAGUGGAGGUGUUGUUUUGGAAGAAUGCGAGGGAAAGUUAUGAGAUCGAUCAUGGCUACGGAUCUUUCGAGUAUUUUUGAGCAGUUAUUCUCGAUAUGGAUAUAAUUUUGGAGACAAGACCGAGAGACAGAGGCGCGGGUUUGGACGGAAGAACUGGAAGAAGAAGCCAAACAUCUCUAUGAGGAGUACCGCGACAUGGAAGAACGGCCUGCUGGUUCGUAAUUUCGGUUUUUGGCGGUAUUCGGAAGGAAAUAGAGGAAACCUGUGGCAUUUCCAAAAGUUCAUGUCGAGUAAAUCGUAAUUUGUGAUUUUUUUAGAUAAAAUCACAGGAAUUAUCAUUAAAAAAAGCGAAAUCCUAAUGAUGUUCAUGUUAAGGUAAAAAAACUUCAACCAAAAAAAUGGAGUGGAGAAAAAAAUAAAAUCUUUUUUUAACUGGAUUUUCGAACCAAAAAAACCAAUCAGGAUCGGGGAACACUAAACUCAGUAUUUCGAGUCAUAUUCUCCAAAAUAGCACGUUAAAUUUCGAAUAUACUUUACAUAACGCCAUGAACAACUUUUUUUGUAAAUCUUUCAAAAUAUUAAGUCUUUUAGUCUUUCGCAUGAUAUUUUCUUUAUUCCAUUCGAAUCCUAGCAUAAUUUAAAUUCUCUUACUUUUGUAGAUAUUGACGUCCUCGACUUCAUCGAGCACAACCUCAGUCGCGGCAGGACCAGGAAACAGAUUUACAAGAAGCUCAAGGAAUUCGGUCUCGACACUCUUGGCGCCAAAUCUAACAAGUUUGUUCUGUUUCUUUUAUUUAAGCUUUUUUCUUUCAGAGGAAGUGGCGAUUCAAAUCUUCCUGUUCUUGAGCUCAAAAGAGUUCACGAUGAGUGGAACUCUCGAGAAGAUAAGGACAAGGGUAAUGGUUGACCUUGACGUUUAAAAGUUAAUAAUUUAAAAUUUUCCAGUCGAUUUGGUCAAUUUGAUUUGUGAGCAACUCUCCGAGUCGUAUGGAACGGUUUCCCGGUCUAAAGUCAUCAAACAGCUGGCUUUCGCGGAUAUUCUUUACGAAAAACCCAAGAAACCAAGAAGGUUCCCAAACAAAAAAAAAAACUUUUUUCGAAAUUGUAUUUCCACUAAGGUUACCAGAGUGGCCGGAAGAUUUGAUCGCCGAGCUGACUAAGCUUAAAGAACAAUACGAAGAAAUCGACUAUGCCGAGCAGCUUUGUAAUUUAAAAAGCAACUUUCAAAAAAAAAUGAGAAGAAAUUUUUUAAGUGGGCUGUAACAUUGUCCAGUACAUUCGGAAAAAGUUGAGCGAGAAAAAGCCGACGUCGCAUAUCGAAAGGUUCCUAGAGUCGAUGGGGGUUUCUGUUCCUCAACGUCCGCCCAAAACUAAGUUUCAGUGUUCGUAGAGAAAAAAGUGAAUAGGAAAAAUUUUCAGUAAAAAAUCAACGAAGAAAAUCAUCGUCACCAACUCAGACGAUGAAGAGGAAGACGUCGAACCGCCACAGUCCGAUGUAACUUUUCUUCAUUGUUUUCAAUUGAAAACUGUUUCAAUUUGAGGUAGAAAGCGACCACGAGGCUAUCAUUCGUGACGAUGAGGAUGUGGAUGAUGUGAGUCCCAAUUUUAAUGUUUUCCGAUGAAGAAACAUUUUUUCAGGAAGCUGAGGCUGUCAAAGAACCGGUUGUCUCGAAAAAAGUCGAAGAAUCUCCAAAGAAGAACAAUCAUUUGAAGGAACUUUUAGCAAAGGUUCUUAUUUCUUUCUGGCGAAAUAGAAAAGCGAAAUACAAAAUUGAUGAAUUGUCUUUCAAGGUCGCCACGGACCCUACUAACACACUGCAAAAUCGACUUAAGUCAAGAAAAAGACAGUUUGCGCAGUUGUUUGACAGUGACAACGAAUCGAGCGACGACGAUGAGAUCGUGCUCUCCCAGGUUCAAUGAUUUUCUUUCUUGAUUUUGUAGUUAUCAGAAAAAAAUAGAGGUUUCAUUUUUAAGUUGAAAAAUUAUUAGAACCGAAAUACGGGAGAAGAGGAACCAGAAAGUCGCCAAUCAAGCAAAUCUCCUGACGCAAGUUCGGUGCAACAGGUCAAGAAAGCCCCGAGGAUUAUCACUAGCUCCGAUGAGGAAGACUAA
Molecule: messenger RNA, 7892 nt
Organism: Caenorhabditis auriculariae
Lineage: Eukaryota; Metazoa; Nematoda; Chromadorea; Rhabditida; Rhabditidae
Source: the annotation of a GenBank genome assembly